Messenger RNA from Effrenium voratum, 1065 nucleotides. Lineage: Eukaryota; Dinophyceae; Suessiales; Symbiodiniaceae. The record is from the annotation of a GenBank genome assembly.
AUGAAAUUCUUUUCCAAAGCGCUGAUUGCGGCCGCUGCGGCAGCAACACUGAUGUCCGGCGUGUCUUUCGCUUCCGACAAGGGUGCGGUCGGCAUCGCCAUGCCAACCAAGUCGUCCGCCCGCUGGAUCUCCGAUGGGAACUCAAUGGUCGAGCAGUUCACGGCCGCGGGCUAUUCAACCGACCUUCAGUAUGCGGAAGACGAUAUUCCAAAUCAGUUGGCGCAGAUCGAAAACAUGAUCACCAAAGGUGUCGAUGUUCUGGUAAUCGCGGCGAUCGAUGGAACGACGCUGUCCAACGCCCUGGAAAACGCAGCUGCGUCCGGAAUCAAGGUUAUUGCCUAUGACCGGUUGAUCCGUGACAGCGGCAACGUCGACUAUUAUGCGACCUUUGACAACUUCAAGGUUGGUGUUCAGCAGGCAACCUCGCUGGUCAACGGCCUGAAAGAGCGCUUUGGCGACGGUCCCUACAAUGUUGAACUAUUCGGCGGCUCUCCGGACGACAACAACGCCUAUUUCUUCUACGACGGCGCGAUGUCGGUGCUUCAGCCACUCAUCGAUGCGGGCACCAUCAACAUCGUUUCGGGCCAGAUGGGCAUGGACACUGUCGGAACACUUCGCUGGGACGGCGCUGUCGCCCAGUCGCGCAUGGACAACCUCCUUUCCGCCCACUACACCGACAAACAACUGCAUGGUGCACUAAGCCCUUACGAUGGCCUCUCCAUCGGCAUUCUGUCGUCGCUCAAAGGCGUCGGCUAUGGUUCCGGCGACCUUGACAUGCCGAUUGUUUCCGGACAGGACGCCGAAGUUCCAUCCGUCAAGUCCAUUCUUGCCGGCGAGCAACACUCAACCGUCUUCAAGGACACACGCGAACUUGCCCGCGUUACGGUCGGAAUGGUUGAGGCCAUCCUCAAUGACGGCGAACCUGAAAUCAACGACACCAAAACCUAUGACAACGGUGUCAAGGUGGUUCCGUCCUAUUUGCUGGAGCCGGUGGCUGUCGAUGCUUCCAACUGGGAAGAUGUCCUCAUCGGCAGCGGUUACUAUACGGCUGAUCAAGUCAAGUAA